Lactuca saligna is the source of this 3058-nucleotide messenger RNA. NCBI's taxonomy places the organism in Eukaryota, Viridiplantae, Streptophyta, Magnoliopsida, Asterales, Asteraceae. The record is from the annotation of a GenBank genome assembly.
CUCUCUCUCUCUCUCUCUCUCUCUCUCUCUCUCUCUCUCUCUCUCAAACUCCGAAUUAUCAGCCGACGGGAAAUCCCGAUAACUGACUGAACAUCGUAAGCCAUUGUUUCGAGUGGCCCGAACGGGAAACAGGUUUUCGUUUAGCUAUUUUUUUAGUUAGAAGAGACUAGCAUGGCACCGGCAGCCGGCGUUUCUACAGCUUCCGAUCUAGCCCCGGCGGUACAUCCAACAGAGACGUUCGCCAAGGACGCGAUUAUCUCCUGGUUCCGAGGCGAGUUCGCGGCGGCGAAUGCAAUUAUUGACGCGUUGUGUGGCCAUCUGUCUCGGUUAGAAGGCGGAAGGUGCGAGUACGAGUCAGUAUUCGCUGCUAUACACCGCCGCCGGAUUAAUUGGAUCCCUAUUCUUCAGAUGCAAAAGUAUUUUUCCAUCGCUGACGUAACUCUCGAGCUCCAGAAAGUGGCCGAAACGAAAUCGAAAGGGGUUCAGAAGAUUGAAGAAGAAGUCGAUGUUUCUUCGCCGCUGAAAGUGCAGCAUCAUGAAAUUCCAAAAGAGGAUCUCAACGAUAUAAAUAGAAAUCAAGGUGUUGAGGCUGUUGACGAUGAUUUUACCAGACUUAAUUCACCUACAAAUGAGAUAAAAAUAACCGAUACAGGAUCUGAAGAUGCGCAGGAGGCAUUGGUAGAAGUAGAAAACAUAAAGAUAUGCUCAAACCAAGAAGAUUGGGAGGUCUGGAGAGCUCAGAUCAAGAUGACAAAAGGGUUCGUAAGCAAGGAGUCUGUAAAAGGACAUAUGGUCAAUGUUGUAAGAGGUUUGAAGCUGUAUGAGAACAUACUUACCCAUACAGAGUUAACUCGGUUAAAUGAGUAUGUGAAUAAACUCCGAGUUGCUGGAAAAAAUGGACAACUCUCGGGUGAGACGUUUAUCAUUUACAACCAGCAGUCACAGGCCAUCAAGAGAGAGCUUAUUCAAUUUGGAGCUCCCAUAUUUGGACAGAUAAAAGCCGAAGCUACAAGUAAAUCCCAGGAUAGUCAUAUCGAGCCAAUUCCAGAUCCUCUUGAAGGUGUGAUUGAUCACCUGAUUAAGUACCAUCUGAUUCCCGAAAACAGACGACCAAACAGCUGCAUCAUAAACUUUUUUGACGAGGGAGAGUUUUCGCAGCCGUUCUUGAAGCCACCUCAUCUUGAUCAACCGAUCUCUACCCUUGUUCUAUCCGAAUCAACAAUGGCUUUUGGGAGAACUCUUGUUUGUGAUAAGGAUGGAAACUAUAAAGGACCACUUAUGCUUUCUCUCAACCAAGGGUCGCUCUUACUGAUGAGGGGAAACAGUGCUGACAUGGCACGACAUGUCAUGUGUCAAUCUCCAACUAAAAGAAUCAGCCUCACAUUUUUCAAAGUUCGGACAGAAGACUCAUACUACGAAAAGAACGUCAGAUCAGCAACAAGUUCCAUCACCAUGUGGCAACCUAAUGGUAACGUUAACGGCUGCUACGACUCCAAGUCCAAAUGGGAUGUCCUUAGUGCACCACAACUAGUGAUGUUAGCCCCAGUUAAUCCAAUGGUUCUAAGCCUAAGAAGGUGGCCUCAUGGUGGUGGAAGUGGCACCGGGGUUUUCUUACCAUGGAACAUCGGAUCACAAAAACCAACAAGACAUCUACCUCCUCGUGUCCAAAGAGGCCGUGUAACUAGUGUUCUCGCACUGCCAGCCCCAUCUCAACCACACACACCAGAUUCCACCUCCACUUCCAGUAUUUAGCUUAUGCAGUCAGUCAGGUCAGCUUCACUUGGUCUACAACAAGGCCGUGGUGAUUAGACUUUCCUUUCCAUGUCACCAGAGUGUUUUACUAGUAAAAGUGUAAUUUAAAAAUUGUGAAUUAUUAUUAGUCUUUAAAAGUGAAGAUUUUAGGAUCAAAACUAUGACACAUGGCAUAGAAACAGAAUGCUUUUUAAAACGACAACAAGACAAAAAGCGUAAAUACAAUAACAAACAGAUCUGAUGUUAGUAACCCACAACACACAAAUCGCAAUGCAAAACACCUUAGGUGCAACGAAAAACUACUUACUAUUACCGGCUUUCACAGGUGGUUCAUCAUCGUCUUCUAUAUCCCAAUUCAAGUCCUCAUCGUUUUCACCACUAUUACUAUUCAACUGCUUAAACACAUCAGCUUUCUUAGGGGUGUUGCCUUGCAAGAUUUCCUUUUCAUCGUUGUCUCCAACAUCCCCAAUCUCAUCCCACUCGAGAUCUUCCUCAGUUACAUCGUCAUAUUUACCAGCAUUAAGAUUUUGACUAACUUUCACAUCAGACACAUGUUCACCACUCUGUUUUGGCUCCUCACUGUUUUUGCUAACAUCAGCAACAAUGGUCUUCUUCUCCUCAUCCUCAUUGACAACAUCAGAACUUUUAUUUUUAGAUUCAUCAACACCAUCUUCAUCUGGAUUUUGCACUGAUUCAGCAACAUUAGAACUCACAGUUAUAGAUUCAUUAUUAGAACUCUGUUUCUUUUCAAUUUCAGGCAAUACAGCUUCUUCCUCUUCUUCUUCAUCAACAUCCCAACUCAAAUCUUCUUCAUCAUCGACUGUUAGAGAUCUCCUUACCAGAUUAGCUCUCACGUCCUCCUGCUGUUUAAGCUUUUGAACUCUAUAGAAAUACCUACACCAAAAGCUUCCAUCAUCAACCUCAUUCGGAACAACUUUCCUGUAAAUUGCUUCUACAGAUCCAUUAUCUCCCAUCAGUUUCUCAAUCUCGCUUUCCCUGUCGCUCAACACAAACCCUAGUUUCCACUUAUUAUAAUCAUCUAAAUCCUCAGGAUCUUUGCAAUAAGUUCGAGCAUCACUUUGAAUCGCAUUAAGUUGAGAAUCGAAACGACUGUACACUUUCGAAUUUAAACCACUACGAUCACUGUAAUUCUGUCCUGCUUCCGAGACAUCAGAAUCAUCAACAUCGGAAGGUUCAAGAAGAGCGUCUUUACCUUGUGAGAUGAUAUCCGCAGUCGACUUCAACACUCCAUCGAUCGCCGAUGUGCCGACCUCGAUCGAAGACGGUAGCUCCUUCACUGCUCGAC